AUGCUGGUUCUUAUAUUACCUGCAGAUCUUUUUGUAAAAGAAGAUUACCACUUUUUAAACGUCUCUGGAAUUGGAAUGUUUAUAGUGUACGACACCUUUGACUGCAUCCUUGAAUGUCUCAGCAAUCCUUCAUGUUUGUCUCUGAACCUGGCCGCCUCCAAAGGAGCCCAUGGAAAAUUUUGGUGUGAAUUGUUGACUUCGGAUAAAUACAUCAACCCAUGCGAAUACAAAGAAAACAAGACUUCACAUCACUUUUUCUUGAAGGUGGGUUUAAUUUAAGCAUGGUAGGCAGAUAGGUAGGUAGGUAAGUAGGUAGGUAGGUAGGUAGGUAGGUAGGUAGGUAAGUAGACAAGGUGGUGAGCCAAGGUAUGUAGUAGAAAUGUCCUUGGUAACGUCCUCUUGCAACAAGACAAGUUGAGACAGUUUGCAAGAAUUGAAAACGCGUAGAGUAUUUAUAAACUGUGCCUUCUCAGUGCUAAGGUUCCAGUAGCUCGGAACAGCAAGGGGGAAGGGAAAGGACAGGAAAACGUUUAUGUGAUCAUGAACCGACUGAGUGGUUCUCUUUAAUUUUUCGCAUCACACAAAUUUUAUGCCUUGCUCCUGAGUUGAGCAGGAAUACAGAAAUCUCGAUCUAGCCUAACAAGAAGCUGUCAUUUGGUAAGUGUGUGGGAAAAUUAGGGAGGAAAUUCCAUACGGACAAAUCAGCUGAGCUAACAAAACCUAAGAACGAAAACAGUUCAAUAUAUGCUUAUGUCAACUAAGGCGAGAAUUUGUAAAAAAGAGAAAUUGUUUUGACCAUUCACAGCCUGUCCUUUUCAGGAGGCAGAGUUUACUAAGCCAAAAAAACCCUUGGAAGGGUGGGGAGGGACGUGGGGAGCAUUCAUGCCUAUUUUUACGCCCCUAUGACUUUUUUCUCCAUAUAUUUGAGAAUAAUUUGAGAAAUGACAUUUUUUCGAAAAGAUGCUCAGAGUCGUUGCUAGCGGUGCUCAUUUACGAGUCAACUGAUUACCUCAAAAAUUUUGGGCUUGUUUACAAGUAAUUUGAAGGAUUGAGAUGAUUAUAGAGGUGAAAGUCAAAUGAGCUUAAACGCGCUGACAGCCAAAGUCCACAGAAAAAAACCGGAAGGGCAAAUUGCGUUUGACCACAAAUGAUACGAAACAAACAGCAUUAUCGUCUAAUCUUAUGAUAUACCUGGGUGAAACACUUUCAGUGAACGAUAGAACUUGUUGCUGAUUGUCCGUCCAGUAAAUUUCCACUUAAUUCUCUUUUAAGGUGAUCAGUUGUCCAAUAUAUUGUGGGAAGCUUUGGACUUGUCAAAUAAAGCUGGUGGGAUUUGUAUCUUUUUAAAUCUAUAUAAUUGUGUUUGGCCUUUCUAAACAUGUUAAGAUUUUAAAAAAAAACUUGGAUAGAGAACGUGACAUUAAUUUGUCUAGCGUUGCAUUGCGAUCAAGGAAAAUCUGCUUAUUCAUGAUUUAAAGGCGGCGCCCGACAAUCAUAGGCACGUACUUGGAAAAUUUCAACAACAAAAGCAAUUAGUUAUUCAGUAUAGCCUUGUUUAACUGGACUCAGAGGAACUUAUUGACUGGGAACAGCUAUUCGACUAAAGAUGGGGGGUGAGUAUUAUUAUUUUCUGCGGAAUGCAGGUUCAGGCGAUCAGCUAGUGGAGAAAGUAUGCAAAAAGUAAAACGAAAAGCAUUACGAAUGGGGAAUACGCGACAGAAAAUGAAUGACCGAGAUCUUAUUAAUUCACCUCAUUUUUCUCCGUUCGAAAUUUAGUUUUCUUUAAGUGGAGCUACAGUGGUGGAAGGCGAAAAAGUGUUUUAUGAUAAAAUUUUUUACACUUGUCAGGUUUUCAUUUUUUAGCUUGGCUUUUAAAACGCUGGAUUCGGCUGUCUUUUUUAAUUACACUUAUUUAAAGUACAUUCUCUGCAUUGCUUAUUGAAAUUAAAAAAAAUAGAAAAAGAUGCCCAGAAAACGUCACUAGUCUCGUUAGUCACUAGUCUUGUUACCCUUCAUGAGGGUAACAAACGGUAUAGCAACAAAAAUUUCGUGUGACUGUCUUGGGGUGUAGGUUAGUAAGUUACAAAAAGCUACUCUUACGAUUCCAAAGUGUACGAUGUGGCCGAGAGUGACUUUUGUGGGGUAUAUGAAUUUGCAGCUUGCUAGAUAUAAAUGGGGUUUGUUUGCGCACGUAGAACCUCUUAAGAAACGGAUUUAAUCAGUAAAUUCAGCUUAAAAGAAUGUAAGAAAUGCAACCAGAAGUAACGCGGAAAUUUAAUAAGAGCAUUUCUCUUAACAAGAUUGUCAACUGAUCGCGUUAUACCCUUGCUAUGAGAAAAGAUAAGGAAUUAUUAUGACUUACUGAAUGGGGAACCGAACUUUACGGGAAAGGAAAUUGAUACACGAAGGUUAACACUACCGAAAGUUGGAUUACCCGUUUUUCACAGCUACAAUAGCUCUCUAAAUUCAAUGCCCGCCCGAAAGACGAAUUUUGUAGGCUGCCUCCUUCUCAGCCGCCCGCGCUUGUUUUAAUGGGGAGCGGGGGACAAUGGUUAGACGGAAAGGGGAGAAAAGGUGCUCCGCGCUCGGACUCAACACUUCACAUUCACCUUCCUGUGCUCUCCGCCUGGCCUUGGAAAAGCCUGUAGAGGAGGCAGCUGUGAAGGCAAUUGUUUAAUUGCUAUAAGUUAACAAAUUGAAAAGAGGCUCAAAAAAGGAACAAUUAGUAUUGGCCCCAUCAACGUUUCCUGCGAUAACAAAACGUUCAAGUAUAACCUCUCCCGAAUACAAGGGAAGUCGUUUGGGCAAACCUGAAAGCAGAAAACAGAAUUUCGAUUUCCACUGAAAAGUUUCUAAUUGCCAUGAUAUGCCUUCCCUUCAGGAGCCGUUGUUCUGUCUUUCAUCCACGCAGUUGUGUUUGCUGUUGCAUUUACAUCAGCUCUCAACACCUCGACUUGGCAUCGUUUUUGGUGGUGGACUGCAGGGAAGAGUUGGCCUGCAGGUGUCACUGAUGUUCUGAAAAACGUAUAUGGAACGUGCAAACCACGGGAUAUGUAUUGUUUCCAAAGGCUUCCUUCCUGGGCCGAGGAAGAUUCAACAGAAAUCCUUGCAAUUGACUCCGAAGGAACUGUGUACCAAUGGAAGUUUGAUGCAAAGAACCCAACAGCACACGCUGCAUGGCAAGCAUUUCAUGACCAUCAAGAAACAGCAAGUGGUACGAUUAAAAACAAUCAAGCCUGGGACCCUGUAACAUUGGAAGGAAACAAACCCAAAGCAACGCAAGACUCUUUCAUGUACCGAGAUCAGAAUGGCGUGAAGUCACUUCUUCUGGACGACGACAACUGUGACUGCCUAUCUACUCUGAGUAUGGGUCAUGGAAUGUGCUUUGCUGGUCACCAAACCCAGUACAGCAAAGUUAAUGUAUCGGGUGUCGAUAAAUUGUACGAUCCAGGUUGCCGGGGGCCUUCACCAGCUAACGGCCUUACUCUGUUUUUUCGAACCGCUAAGAAGCUGACUCUCGAAGAUUUUGGCGGAGGUUGGAAAGCUUUCUGGUGGUACGAGAAGGAUACCUAUUGGCCUGCGCAAGUUACCGAUAUCCUUAGAGACUCAUACGGCUCUUGCAAAGAGUUUGAUACCUAUUGCUUUCAGCGUCUCCCCAGAUGGCUAAAGGAAAAUGAUACAGAAGUUCUGGCCGUUGACUCUUUGGGGACAGUUUACAAAUGGUCCUUCGAUCCAAAGAACUCAGUCUCACAUGCAGCUUGGCUUGCAUUCCAUGAUCACCAAGAGACUGCACACAAAGCUGUCCUUAAUUCGAGUCCUUGGAAUCCAGUUGCGCUAAAAGGAAAUGCACCUUCACGCCCUCAAGACUCUUUUAUGUACCGUGAGCAGAAUGGCGUUAAAUCUGUUCUUCUUGAUGAUGACAACUGUGACUGUUUGUCCUCACUCAGUCUUGGUCACGGAAUGUGCAAUGCUGGCCAUUCUACUAGUCAUAGUAAAUCAAAUGUCUUUGGAGUUGAUGCUCUUUAUGACAGUGGAUGUCACGGCCCCGUUCCAACAACUGGACUGACGCUGUAUUAUCGCGCUCGACAGCCAGACUUGCAUGGUUAUGGUGGCAGGUGGAGGGCCUUCUGGUGGUGGAAUGCCGGCGUUGAAGGGUCCUCUUGCGAAUCACAACUGGCAAAGGAUGUACUUGAACACCCCUUCGGAACAUGCUUAGGUGGGGAUCCGUUUUGCUUUCAGCGGCUUCCAUCGUGGCUCGAGGAGGACUCUACUGUGAUUUUGGCCAAGGACUCCCAAAUGAACGUUUACAAAUGGACGUUCAACUCAUCUAAUCCAACUGCUGGGGCAGCAUGGCGCGCGUUCCAUGACCACAAAGAAACAGCUUCUGGUGCGGUGUUGAACAAGGACUCCUGGAAUCCCGUGAUAUUGAACGGAAAAUCACCUGCUGUUGACCAGGAUUCGUUUGCUUACCUAGAAAGUAAUGGUAUAAAAUCGGUGUUACUUGAUGAUGAUAACUGUGACUGCCUCUCGACAAUCCAACUUGGUGCAACUGUCUGCGAUAGUAACUUUAAUCCAAAGGCCCGUGGGGUCGACCUACUGUACGAUCCCGUUUGUAAUCUUCCAAGCCCUGACAAUGGAUUGGCCAUUUACUUUAAAGUUCCUGACCAGAAAGUUGACGUUUGA
This is a messenger RNA of Porites lobata, 4683 nucleotides long. NCBI's taxonomy places the organism in Eukaryota, Metazoa, Cnidaria, Anthozoa, Scleractinia, Poritidae. The record is from the annotation of a GenBank genome assembly.